AAGACUAAAAAUGAUUAUAUAAAAAGAUUAUUAUGAUGAUUUUAUUUCUAGGUGCUUUAAUAAAAGGAAUUUGAAAAACUAUAAAAUAUCAAUAACACUAAGUAUUUUCAAAAAAUGGAGAAGAAGAAUGGGCCCGGGGAAGAAGAUGCUUGAUUGUCUGCCUUUUACAGAUAGAUCUGGUGAAACAAUGAAAUGACAAUAGCCCGCUUGCAACCACACAUUGAAUGGAAAACAAUCAAACAGCUUACAAAUUAUUACUUACAAAGUGGAUAUUUUACACUAUUAUAAUAUUACAAUAUUAUUAAGUACAAAAACCAUGAAAAACACUAAUGCUACCCUGACUAAAGCAUUUUACCAACAGACUUCUACAUCAAAUGGUUUCUCUGCUAUUGAUUGGGUGUUAAGGUUCCUCUACUAAGGCAAAGGGGAUAUUGUUAAAUAAGUUCUUUUAUCAAUUAAUAGUGAAUGGAACAAUCAAACAUCCAUGGUUAUAAGCCUAAAAGGUGUGUGUUAUCCAUACAAAUAUUUUAUGCCUAACAUUAUAAAAUGUCAACUGGUGUUGAGAAACAAAUACUUUUGCUACUUUUUUAUGACCUUAUUGUGUCAUUUAAAUAUACAUAAUAAGUACCUUGAUAUAAAAAUUAUACACAACACAACAACAAAUUCAUUUAUCUCAAUUGGUAGUGCACACCAGGUUGGAAAGUUUGGAUCCUUGGGGUGCACUUCAAAACUGUGGUGUGCAAAUGUAAGAAGAUUUGUGCGCAGAGCACAUGAAAUAUCAGCAUUUUAGUGACAUAUGGCGCACAUUCUUGCUACAGUGAGUCAGAACAAGAGGUGCACAUUAUCAUUCUUAAAAUGAACAAAUGUUUCUUAUUCUGGAUGUCAAUGCUUUUAGAAAUUGGAAAGAAUUCUAUCACUGCUUGUACUAUUGUUACCAUAGAAGAGCUGAAUGCCCGUCCAAGCGAUUUGGAGUCUGCGCAGUAUCAAUCUCAAGGUCAUCGCCCUUCAUCCUAUCUUUGUGAAUUUGAGCCCGUACAAUGAUUGAAUCACAAUUUUUGAACUAAAUGAGAGCUCACGGAACAUGAUAAGAUGAUAUGACAUUGUCAAAAAAAAUCGUAAUUGGACCCCCCCCCCCUCACUAUUUCCAUUGUAAUUUUGGCGCAUAUUAAUUUCAAUUUUAGUGCGCCAAAAUUUUAUCUGUCUCCUGACAUUUAGUGCGCAGUUAAUGAACUUUCCAACCUGAAGUGCACACAAAAAUUCCCCACUGAACUUGCGAAACUGCUGUUGACACGUAUCAUAAAUCAAACAUGUUCAGUACAAGGACUGGGCUCUGGGAAUUUUCGCUUGGUCAAUAACGGCAGUCAGACUCGACUUCGUUGGCUUCGACUUAACAUUUUCACUACCAUGUCUUGGGACAGCAAGAUUCUCAGAAGAUUUUGCAGUUUCUUUACUUGAUACGGACUUCUUUUGUAAAGCCAUUCUUUUUACCACAUCAGAUAUUGUGUUUGGAUUGACAUUCAAGCGUAAAAGAUCAACAAUGAUCUUAAAAACAUCCUGACUCAUUUUAACGCCACUUAGCUGGCAUAUUUCGAAGAGCUCGUCGUCAACAGAUUUGUUUCUCGAGUACCCUGACGUUUUUGUUGCUUCAACUGUGACUUUGAAUAAGUCAGGCUGUGACCUAGACUUCCUUUUCACGUCUGCGGCAGACUCUUUCGUUAAGAGCCUAGCUGCCGCCAUAUUUGUGUACUUGAUACCACUGCUUGAUACCUGUUCCAUACCUGUGAAAGUUGCGCGGCAAGUAGCCUCGGAAUAAACUGGAGGUUGAAAAAAGAUGUUCUACGAUACCAACGAAAAUUGAGCGUUAUAUUGCCUAGUUAACUAACGAGUUUAUUGGAAAUGAUUCAAAAAUGUCAGUAAGCCAGGUUGAAUUUGUUUUCUGCUAAAAAUCACACGCCAGUCUCUUUGCUGGCUGGAGAAAUGGAGAAAGCACUCGUUCGUAAAAGAAAAGUCGAAAGUGAUGCUGAUGAUGGUAGUAUUAGUAAUACAGCAAAAAGCGAUACAAGUCUCGUUCAACUGACACCAACGUUUAAGGAUAAAAAAACAGGACUAGUUAAAAAGCAGUAUAUCUUAGAAGAGGAUGAAUAUAUCGAGGCUGUGGACAAAAUCAUAGAGAGGGAUUUUUUUCCAGAUCUUCCAAGAUUGCAGUUGCAGACAGAGUAUGUAGAUGCAUUGAAUUCCAAUGACAUAGAAAAACUUAGAGCUAUUGAAUUGAAACUUGACAGAGGAUUGUCUGUGAGAAGAUUUAAUGACAACACACCAAGCGUAUUUGAGACUCCAUCAAUAGACCAGGCUAAAACACCAUCUGGAAAUACUGAAACACUAAAAACCCAACCAAGCAAUAUUGUUAAUGUUACAGAUAAAACACCAAAUGUUUCCUUGGAUAAAUUUCUUGCCAAGCAUACAAGUGAAGACAAUGCUUCCUUUGAAAGAAUUAUGGAAGAAUCAAAACUUAGGAUAAGAGAUAAAUUUGCUUGGUUAUUCAAGGCUGAGGGAAGUCAGGCCGAUAAGCAGCAUGCAAAUCUAGCACUUCCUAGUUGUGAGGAACAAGCACAGAAAUACCUUGAUGACAAGCCAUAUAACCUUGAUUCAUGGACUUAUCAAUCAAGAAACGCCCUCAUGUAUGUACCAAAAGGUGUUGAUUUGAGUUCUGCAGAAAAAAUUUUGCAGAAGGGGAAGAAAGAAAGAGAGAUAAAGCAUGAAAAUACAAGAUUCAAUGCAGAUCCUUUUCACUCCUUGGCUUGCAAAGCAGCUCUUACAGAAGCAGCAAGUGUCAAUGCGAACAUCAAGAAACAAGUAGGGAAAGUUGGAGUAGAUGGUUCCUUAGAAGCUGCCUCAGUAACUCCAACAGUUAAAGGUUAUGGUUUUGUCGCUACACCGUCACCAGCACCAGGUGCAGAUUCUUCCCCUUUUAUGACAUGGGGAGAAAUUGAGGGAACACCAAUGCGCCUGGAUGCAACUCCUGGUUCAACAUCUGGGCCAACAUUCAAGAUACCAGAGCCCCCUAGGAGAGAGCAGCUAGGGCACCAGUUGGUUGAAAAGAUGAGCAAAGAACACCGCAAUAAAAGAAGAGAGGCUAUUGCUAGAGCAGCUGCCUCAAUAGGGAAAUCACCUGGAAGAUCAUCUACAGACCGCAUAACUCAGCUAUCUCCUGCAGCACAAAGACUAGUUCAAGCCAAUGCAAGAUUGACAGGUGAUUCAGCUUUGAGAAGCAGUUACUCUCCAUCUCCAAGGAGACGUGCCACAACACCCACAACACCAAAUAUACAGAAGACUACCCCAAAUGUUAGAUCUUCUAGGUCAAGACUUUCAGCAGCUAACAAGACAGACGUUUCUUUAACUGAUAACUUACUACAACUUCCAAAAACCUAAUUUUUGCAAGAUAGUUUCAUUUGAAAAAGCUUAGUAGCAUAGUUGCAAUGAGACCGUCACACCUUUGUAUUCAAGAAGACAUUGCAAUUUGGCCCUCACUUUCCAAGGAAGCUUCUAAAGCUUUUACUGAUAUUGCAAACAAAAGGGACAAAAAUAGAAAUAUUACAAAAACAACACUAUAUUGGUGAAAUAGGAAUGUUGGAGCACAUUUGAGGGGGGAGGGGGGGAUUCUAGACAAGUUGGCAAACUUUUAUUGAAGAUUGCAACUAUCUACCUUAAUUGUAAAACCUCAAAAAGCAUACUUCAGCACCACCCCUCUAGCCACCCGGCUCCAGCAUGCCUGAUACAGGAAAGAAUCAUGUUGAUGGUGUUUGUUCAUUCAGAAGCACUUUGGAUAAACCAAAGCAUGAUUUUGCUUAACUUUCAGUUGCAUUAUUCUCGAGUAUAUCAAAACAUUAACUUCAAAUAUACAUUCAAAAAGGGAUGGACUAACUAACAGUAAGAUGUAUUGCAGUGUAUAUUUAUUUGUAGAUAUCAAUUUAAACGCAUCUGGAAAUACAAAUUGUAUUUUAUCUGUUGGUAUAUAAAACAAGAUUUUGGCAUUUUGUCAUUUUUUGAUAAGCUGAGUAGCAAGUAAAGAAAUAGAUACAUGUUCACGUUUUUUACACUUUUGCCAAUUAUUUUAACAUUUAUUUUUACCAUUUCAUUUAAAAUACGUUUUUAGUAAAAAUUCAGAAGCACCUGUAAGCAUAAUUAUUAUUUUUUACUUAACUUUUUUGUAUUUAAAGCUUUGAAAUACUGUUAUAAACAGUCUUCAUGUGAAAACAAGAGUAUACAUCUAGAAAAACCGAGCAAAACAAUAAUAAAACAAAAUUCAUUUAAACCUUUUACUUUUAUCUUAAACUUUUCUAAUAGGUUAAGUUGGGUAAAAGCUUUAAAAUCUUAAUAAUUUUAGGUAAUCACUGAAUGGAAAAUAAACCAAAUUUAGGAUUUUUAUGGCUCUGAAAGCUAAUAUUAAUUAAAAUUUACAAAUGAUCUUUAAAAAUUUUUACUCUCAGCACUCAAAGGUAUAAGCAGUGCAAGAACCUCCUGCUUAAUUACAAAAUAAUGUUUAGGGUUAUCUGGUGAUGUCUUGUUUUCAAAGCUAUUGACAUAUAUAUUCAUUUAGAAAUUUAUUUAGAAAUCAUAUAUAUCGACUCAUAUAUUUAGAAAUUUAAAGCUUUGACCUCAAAGCAAUGUAGCAAAUUUAUGAUCAGAUUUCUAACAAAACUUUUAAUUUUAAUAUUGUUAAAAUUUCUUUGACCCCUCAUCACAAAGCUUUAAACAUAAAGGACAUUUUCAUACAUUUCUAGUCAUUAUUUUAUUCUUUGUUAAUAAAUAGCAUAAAUUGUGUAUCAAUUUUAUUUUAAAUUCAAAAUAUAACCACUUUCGGAUGGUCAACUACAUGUUAUAAUAUUAUGUCCAGCCCAUUUAAAUUCAUGUUUCAUCUCUGAUAUGCAGGGUGAAUCGUAUUACUCAGCAACUUCAACUUGACUUUUUUAAUUCUAAAAUGAUCAAUUUAAGUAAUUUAGUAACUAGUAAUCACAAUUAAAACUACCUUUUCUUUGAAAAGGCAGGUAAUGUCAACACAUAUUUGUGAUAUGAAUUUGCCUUCUGGUAAAAACACAAUCGACAGAUUGCUUUGGCUUUGCAAUCCAGCCAAUUAGGCAUACAUCAAACAGAUUUUAAUUCUGUAGACAAGUAUAAAUCGAUAAUAAAUUUUGAAAAAACAAACAUUUCACAACAUACUACUAAAAGUUUUUUCGUCUGACACUCCUCAGAGUAUAAAACGUCAGAAUAACGGUCCGAAAGAACACGAUGGAAAAUAUAUACCCAGUUGUCGAUCGAAAUAGGCCAAUCAGGAGAAAAUGAACUCCUUCUGUCUAUUUCGUUUAUGGCGGCUUUUAUGUUUGUUUGUAGAUCAGUUCUAAAACUGCUAGAUGAAAAGACGACCGGCAUUUCCACAUUAAAAGUUGCACGGUUAUCUGGGUUAUCUAAAAAAUGUUGACCGAUGGCAGUAUCACUUGUUUUAACAGUGUUUCUAGACCUACAAGAUCGAGGAGGCUGUUCACUUUGGGGGCAGUUUUGCUUAUUAUGUUGGAAUAAGUGUUGUUUGAUCCUAUCCUCAAUAUUUGAGUUGUGCGUCCUACGUAGCCAGAAUCACACUGGCACGUAAAUUCAUUAAUAACGGAACUUUUUUGGUUGGUAGGAACGCAAUCCUUUUGAAUGGAUGGAAGGGCUCUCCAGUACUGUUUACAAAACGAGGAUUGACAGCGAAGAAACAUUUUGUGAUGGCCUGUUUAAUCUGACUUUCAAAUCGCAAGGGAGUGUCACCAAUCCAAGGUAGUUUAAGAUAAACUGGGCUCUUGGACCGAACUUUUGGACAGCCGAAAAACUUGCGAUCUUUUUCCGUGUAAGAAGAAAUUACAUCUUCUAGAUAGCCGUUGUCCAGAAAGGUCGUUUAAAGUUUGUUCAGCUCUGCGUGGAGUUUAGUUUCAGAGCAGAUCAAAAGUAUCCACUAAAGUUUUGACGAGGUUGACUAAAUUGAUACUUACUGAGGAAAUAAUUAUAUCAAAUGAAUACGAAGUUUUUCAAUUGGCAAAUACAGUUAAACAUACUUUCUGGUACAUGAUUAAAACAUAAUGUGUUUAUUCUCACUAAGUUACGAUAUAUUUUGCAAGUGAAAAAAUAUUCUGCUGUCUUAACUUUCCCAGAUUUUCCUUUCCCAUACUAGUCUAUUCCUGAAUUAUUACUGAAGUAUCAUAUUUUUCAUAGUUGUUGGUUAUAUUUGAAAGAAAUUCUGUUGUUAAUCAAAAAAUCUGAAAAUAAAUUUUAUUGUGUGCUUGAAAUUUUAGCCAAGGAAAAGCGCCUUAUUUCAAAAUGAUUUUCCCUGAUUUCUAUUCACACCUUAGCCUUUUUCUGGUAGGCUAGAUCCCCUAAGAACAACGAAAAAGACGCAACAGUGUAUUGCAGGGUGGAGAACACAUAGUAAAUACGAGGAUGGCUCAGUUGAGGGUCCGUGGUUCGAGUCCCUGACAUGACCAAACUUUCACCCAGAGUGGGGAGAGUCGCCAGCUCUCUGUAAUUCCAGGCGUAGGAAUCACGAGGUGUGGUCACAUCGAGAGGAAGUACCAGGACACUGCUCGAUAAGCAUAGCUUCUCAGUGUCCUAAAGUCUCCCUCGGAUGCUACGUAGCAACAAAUACAAUACAAAAACAAACAAAAACAACUGUACUAUAGUAAUAACAAAGAGGAAAUGAUAUGGAAAGGAAUCAGGCAACAGUUUUAAGAAAAUCUAAAGCAAACUGAAAAGACUCUGAACAAUAGGAAUUUUAAUGCUGGAACAAAAGCCUGGAAUUAUGUUAACUGCCAGUCACAUUUACAUAUGUAAAAUAUUAUUUAUGGAAAUAAUAAGCUACAGAGAAUUAACACUCAAGAUGAACUAGCAGUCUAUUAACAUAUUAAUAUAAAGCCUGACUAUAACAUUUUCAUCUUAGCAUGUUCAAAAUUGCCCUGCAAAAACGUAUGAGUUGAUUCACAGAUAAACUUGGUGUCAAGCAAAACAUUAGAUGACAAAUCAAUCAAUGGAGCAAUGAUUCAUCAAUCAUGACAAUUUCUGCAUCACAUAGGUCUCAAAAAAAUUCCCCUUCAUUGUUGAUGAAUAUUUAAAAAUGAUUGUUAGUGAAUCAAUUUCUU
Molecule: messenger RNA, 7163 nt
Organism: Rhopilema esculentum
Lineage: Eukaryota; Metazoa; Cnidaria; Scyphozoa; Rhizostomeae; Rhizostomatidae
Product: splicing factor ESS-2 homolog
Cellular component (GO): catalytic step 2 spliceosome
Source: RefSeq, a predicted model, not a curated record